This is a messenger RNA of Pipra filicauda (Wire-tailed manakin), 5511 nucleotides long. RefSeq names its product glypican-5-like. The transcript is spliced from 9 exons. The record is from RefSeq and is a predicted model, not a curated record. Gene Ontology annotation, biological process: cell migration; positive regulation of canonical Wnt signaling pathway; regulation of protein localization to membrane. Bases 182 to 1987 code for a protein of 601 amino acids. Gene Ontology annotation, cellular component: extracellular region; cell surface; plasma membrane. NCBI's taxonomy places the organism in Eukaryota, Metazoa, Chordata, Aves, Passeriformes, Pipridae.
GCGAUCGGGGGGCGGUGGCGCCCCUCGUACCCCGCGGGGAGGGGAGAGGAGGGGAGGGGAGGGGCGGGCGGCGGCGGCGGCCGCUCCCGCCGAGGAGAAGCGCGGGCGGCGGGCAGGGCAGCGCUGCCGCCGCCGGGACCGGCACCGGGACCCGGCCCGCGGCCGUGUGCCGGGCUGCGAGAUGGCCGCCAGCGCCGUCCUAGGGCUGUGGCUGCUGGCGGCGGCGGGGCUGUGCGGCGGGGCGGCGGCGGGCAGGUCCCCCAGCUGCCACGAAGUGCGGACGGCGUUCCAGCUGCGGCAGAUCGGGCCCCUCAAGCUGGUCCCCGACGUACCCACGGCCGAGUCAGAUUUACAGAUCUGUCAACACAGGGCACCAACAUGUUGCACCAAAAAAAUGGAAGAAAGCUACCAGGCCGCUGUUCGGAGAGAGAGGACUCAAAGUAUUCAGGCACUGAACUUCGAACUAAAGUACAUGAUUGUUGGUCAUAUCACAGCUUUUCAAGAGGCCUUUGAGUCUUUGCUUCGCUUUGCUGAAAACCGCACAAGCUCCCUGUUUGAGACAGCUUACAGACCCAUGGCAAAAGAAGCAGCAGAGCCUGUUAAGGAGCUUUUUACAGACAUCUCUCUCUACAUUCUGGGCGCAGAGACUACAGUGGAAAGUGCAGUAUUGCGGUUCUUUGACAGUCUCUUUCCUCUGGUGUAUAGUCGGCUAAUAAACCCAGGAAUUACAGAUCUAUCAGAGGACUAUACAGAGUGUCUGCGUCUCACAAGGCAAGACAUAAAUCCUUUUGGACACUAUUCUAAAAACAUGGUUACAGAGCUGUCAAAAUCUCUUUGGGCCAGUCGGAUGCUCAGCCAGGCCCUGAGCCUGGGCAUUGAAGUGAUAAAUACUACUGAACACGCGGCUCUGACGAAGGAGUGCAGCAGAGCCCUGGUGAAGAUGCAGUACUGCCCGCACUGCCAGGGCCUGACGCUCAUCAGACCCUGCGUCGGCUACUGUCUGAAUGUAAUGAGGGGCUGCCUGGCCAGCGUGUCAGAGCUGGAUGCACAAUGGAGGGAGUACAUCUCCACGCUGGAAUAUCUCACUAAUGAAAUGGCUGCCUCGCAUGAUCUGGAAAUUGCACUGUCGGGAAUGUGGAACUCCAUCAAUGAAGCCAUCCUGCACGCACAGCUCAAUGGGCCGCAGCUCUCCGCCACAGUUGAUAAAGUGUGUGGGCAGCCCAGACAACAAGAAGGGAACUUGUCCUCAGCCAAUAUAGUGCCAGUGAAGGAAGUGACUGAAGCCCAGACGUUCGUGAUGGCUCAUGCCAGCCUGAACAAUAAAAGAAGUUCUCUGCCUCUGAAAGCUUCAAAGAAUGACAAAUCAAGAAGUUUGAAAAAAAUCUCUCGAGAGUUCAUCAGUUACAUGAAGCGAUCCCGCACCUUUUAUGCCUCUAUAGCAGAACGUCUGUGCGAUGGAGACCUGGUCAUGAGGGACAGCUCAACCUGCUGGAAUGGAGAGGAUGUUGUGGAAAGUUAUACCAGUAGAGUUGUUUCCAAUGGACUGAAGGCACAAAUUAAUAAUCCAGAACUGAAAGUCAGAGGAUUGGACCCACUCAUCAGUAAUUUAAUUGACAAACUUCAGCACUUUAAUCAUCUGGAUGCUGAGAAGACCAAACUGAAACUGGAAAGAUGGGCUUCCCGAGACGCUGGCAGUGGGGGAGGAAAAAGUGGAGAGGUGGAGUCGAGCGGAGAUUGUGAUGAUGAGGAUGGUUGUCAAGGAUCCGGGGACAGGAUUCCCACAGCAGAUAUACUCAAGGACAAGAAAACCCAUCCAGAGAACAGAAACGAACCAAAACCGACUGUGAAAAAGAUUGACACUACAACCACCAGAAGCACUGUCAAGUCAUCCUCCAAACACAGUGUAAAUGGAAGUGGGAGCAGCCCAGCCCUGAGCCCCUCCCUUGUUUUAGCAGCACUGGCAGUUCUGUGGCAUUGUCUGCUGUAGCUGUGUUGCCUUGCAGCCAUUGUGCUACUGCUUCUGUUCACUGUCAUUUAUACCUGCAGCCUUACCCAACAGAAAACAAAACUAAAUGGUUCUCUAGUUUAUGUGGUAUGUUAGAAUAAAUAUGAAAUGCUGUGCUGGAGUUGGCAGAUACCAAGUGUCAUCACUUACAAUAUCUGGAGAUAGCCUUUGGCAAAGCCCACCCAAGAUACAGAGGGGAUGGUGAUAAGGAUCUGAGUAGCUUAAGUUAUGGGGUAGAAGUAAUGGAAAACACAGAAACUAUGUAUGGGUGUGUUACUGCUUUUAUCGAUUUCAUUUGCUAGAAUUUGACUGGCUGUUUUUGUUUGUUUAAUUUUUCUGAUAAGUUAUAUGAAUGGUCAGUCUUCAAAUUCAAGCCAAUCCAUACUUUAUGUUUUCAGUGAACAGCUAACAAGCUGUGUCUACAGUUCAUAGAAUGUUAAGGGGUUGGAAUGGACCUUAAAGAUCAUCUAGUCCCAAUACCCCUGCUAUGAGCAGCAACAUCUCCCACUAGAGCAGGUGAAGUACUCUCUACCAGCUUGAUGAAAUUCCUGAGUGAUCAAGAAGUUCAAAGCAUGUUUGAAACUUCUUUUCACUCUUACUAUUUAGAUUGUAGGAAGCAACAUAAAAGUGUAUGGUGUGUCUAAUAUAUCAGUAUAGUUGCCUUAAUUAUGGAAAAAAAAUAGAACCACUUUGUUUACUGAGGGAUAUAGAUAGGGAGUUUCCCUGCCCCACAAAAUGUCAUUAACAAAUGCUUAAGCAUAUGUUCAAGGCUUAUUGGAUGAAUGUCCAGAAACAUAAAUAAACAUAAUAAUGUUUUAUCCACUUGAAUGCAGCUCUGUACAGAGGAAAAAAAAAGGUAAUUCAGUUCAAACUUACUUUGCCUAUAUGAUGUUACAUACCAACUCAAGUUUUCCAUAAAGAUCCCAGCGAUAUAAAUUAUUGGGAACUCCCAUUAGACUCUAACUAGAUUUUGUGCAGUAUGGGUCCCUGAAAUCAACUGUUUCAUAAACUAUGUAUUAUUUAAUUACAUUUAAUGUUUAAAAUUUUGUAUCACGUUAGGUGUAAAUGUAAAACACACUGAAAUCUAGAACAUUCUCUGUUUUGCCUCAUCUUGAUUGCUACCUUAGAAAAUGUCAAAUGUGCAUUAUUAUAUUACAAGGCUUUGUUUUCUAAUCAAUGAUACAUUGAUGUGUUUUAAGUUUUCAGAUGAAAAAGUACUAUAAUAACUUCUAAUGGGUUAAGAGUUAAUGUGUGUUUUCCAACAACUGUUUACAGUGCCAUUGAAUAUAUGUAUACAAACACAACUGUUGAAUACAGUGAUUAAUAUGAUAAAUAUAUGAAACAUUCAAAUUGUUACACUUACUACAUUUCAUAACUAUUACAACAGUUUAAUGGCCAUUUUCAUGUUGCAGACUUAUUAUGUACAGUUUUGUAAGAUUUGAUGUAAAACACUUGCCUUCAUUUUUUUGUAAAACAUCUCUUUGAUACUUGGAGUUACACAGUCACUGACAUUACUCAAAAGAAGAACCCUGUAUCUUACUAACCAGCUUCAGGCUUUUUAUUGACAACUUUGAUUAUAAAAGCCUGACUUAAAGAAGGUGCCGUGUGCCAGUGCUGCUGCUGGAUGUUAUUACAAAGUGGCAAUAAUUCAGAAAAAGCAUACAAUAAAUGAACAAAGGCUGACUACACUUUGUUUUCAGACAGUGUUAGUGAACUUGUCUAGUUACAUUUGCAAAGGUGGGGCUUGAGUCCGAUUUCUAGUUUGGGCUCUUAGAUCGUAUUUGCCAAUGUAAAGGUAUGAUCAGAACUGUGGACACACCCAGCUGCGAAGGCAGUGCCUCUAAAGUGGCCGCAGCUAAGUUUUCUAAAAGAUUUUAAUGUUGAAACAAGUAGAUAAAAUGGAAAAGGUGCUUACAUUAACAUGAAGUAUUUUGUAUUUUAAUUCUGAUUUUUCAAAAUGAUAAGGAUAUUACUAUCUCUAAUCAGGGCUUCCCAGUCAGAUCAGUGAAAAUCAGUUUUCCCAAAAGUACUGAAAUGGCUGUCCUGUGUUUUCCAGGGUUUGUGAGCUGCACCAGUCCAUGGAACCAUAAUUAAAAAUGCUGCUUCUUGUAUUCGUUUUCAGUACCCUUUGGAAAAGUGCUGUGGUACCUGAGGAGGUGUGCAAGUUGUGUCAUUUGUACAGUGACAGAACUCUGUAAUGCCUUGCAGUCCUAAAGAGUGUGUUGUGAUGGCUGUUGUUGGAGAGGCUGCCCUGUGUGUACACACAGAGAUGUACUUCAGGUGCUGACACCACCUGCUCCUGGGGUAACACCAACCACUGUGGUUUCACUGGAGCAAUUCAUGUCUGAUGCUUGUGAACCUGACUCCUGAUUUAGUGUUCUCACACUUGAGAUGCUCAGUCACCAUUCAAGCAGGUGCACUCACAUUUGCACACUGUCAGGAUUCCUAUGGACAGAGGUUCCAGGGCUGGGCUCUGAUCCUGCCAGAUUUCAGCUGUGAAGCGUAGAGUUUUCAGUUUUUCUCACCUUCAGAGAGGGAACUUGAAUACCCAGAGUUAAGUGUCUUUCUGAGGUGUGUUCUGUGAAAGAUUUUGAGUGGUGAUCCCACUCAUGUUCAGCUGCAGCAGAGGGAGCUGCAGAAACCCUGCAGGAGUCAUGGAUGGAAUAACUCACCCAAGGGAUUAUUUGUUGCUACUAAAUGUCAUAAUCUUGCCAACCAGAAACCUCUGAAAAAUCAAGUGUUUGAAUUUGGAAGUUGGCUGGCAAGUAUUUUUAUGAUGUAGCACUCACCUCUCAAGCUAAACAAGAGAGCCCUUUUAAAGUUUCUGUAACAAAACAGAACAGGUUCAGACCUUGAGAGAGAAUCAACUCAUUUCUUUGGAUUCAACCAAUGUUUUAAUAGACACAAAUUGUUGCAGAAUGAGGAAAGAGGACUCCACAUCAAUUAAUACAUUUCACACUAAUACAUUUUACACUGUAAGAAGAGUACUGGUCAAACCAGCAUGAAAUAUGUGUAUCAAAAGUGCAGUUUUUAAGGGCAAUGCAGUGUAUUUCUACUAAUGGUUUAUAAUUUUUUUUUCCCCAGGAUCAGUUGCAUUUACAUAUUUAAAAUGAAUGUUUUCCAUCAAACAAGACAUCUAUACCAGGAAAGGCAACACCAACUGUCCAUGUCAGAUAAAGGAUGUAUUCCUUUUCAGAUGAAUAAGAUACCUGGUUUACAAAACCUUAUUUUGUUAUCCAGAACACUGUAAUUAUGAUGCAAUUACAAAGAUCUAAAUUCAAAAUACUUUUCAACUUGUCUAUCUAAUCUCAGUGUCAAAGAAGGUACCAGUCUAAGAGCAUUGCUGUAGCCUUGCCUAACAGUUAUGAGUUGUAUUUUUGAUUGUUUAUUGUUUUGCUGUGACUUCCUUUUAAUAUUUUGCUGUGCCCGCAUUUGUGAAUGCCAGCGUUGGACGGUAACUGCUGUCAUACAUUUGUGAGUAAAAUCAAUCUGCAAUUUUCUGUUGA